UCCCGGCCGGCGCCCCUCUCCCCGCGUCCCCAGCCGGCCUCGCCGUGUCCUCCGGCCGCUUCCUCGGCCCGCCGGCCUCGCCAUGGCGCUCAACAAUUUCCUCUUCGCGCAGUGCGUCUGCUACUUCCUGGCCUUUCUGUUCAGCUUCGUGGUGGUGGUGCCGCUGUCUGAGAACGGCCACGACUUCCGCGGCCGCUGCCUGCUCUUCACCGAGGGCAUGUGGCUGAGCGCCAACCUGACAGUGCAGGAGCGCGAGCGCUUCACCGUGCAGGAGUGGGGGCCGCCGGCCGCCUGCCGCUUCAGCCUGCUCGCCAGCCUGCUUUCCCUGCUGCUCGCCGCCGCUCACGCCUGGCGCGCGCUCUUCUUCCUCUGCAAGGGACACGAGGGCUCCUUUCUCUACGCCUUCCUGAACCUGCUGGUCAGCGCCUUCGUGGUCUUCCUGGUCUUCAUCGCCAGCACCAUCGUGAGCGUGGGCUUCACCAUGUGGUGUGACGCCAUCACCGAGAAGGGCUCCGUGCCCCACAGCUGUGAAGAGCUCCAGGGCAUCGACUUGGAGCUGAACGUGGACAACUCUGCCUUCUAUGAUCAGUUUGCGAUUGCCCAGUUUGGCCUCUGGGCCUCGUGGCUGGCCUGGCUGGCCAUCACCAUCUUGGCCUUCCUGAAAGUCUACCACAACUACCGCCAGGAGGACCUGCUGGACAACCUGGUCCACGAGAAGGAGCUGCUGCUGGCCCGGCCCGCCCCCCGCGCCGCCUUCCAGGACGAGAAGAGCGCCGUCAUCUAGGCCCGGCCGGCCCCCUCGCCAGGGCUGGGGGGCGCGUGCUGCUCUGGGCCGCGGCCCUGGCUCUGCCCAGCCCCCACGCCUCGCAUGCCUCCUCUCGGCUCUGUGUGCAGUGCUGAGCGACCCCCUCCCCGGGCACCCGGUUCCCAUCCUGAACGGGCCUGGCAGCCUGCGGGAGUGGGGCCGCCCUCAGCUCUGGGCCGGGGGAGCCUCCCCCAGGCUCCAAGCAGGGGCCUCCGCCCGUCCCGGGGGUGAGCCUGGGGGAGGCCCCCAGCCAGUGGGCUUGCUGUGGUCGCGCUCCCCGGCGGGCCUCGGCUAGACGCCAUCUGUGACUUCCUGCCAGCUUCCGUGGCCGCAGCCUGUGGCCACAGUGUGACCCCAGCGGCCAGCAGUGGCCACACGUCUCCCGUCACCCGCCCUCUGAAGCGUGCAGGGGACGAGGAGCCCGCCCCCUGCGAGCCAAGCACUGCGUGUGGGAAGGAGCCCCUCGCCCCGGCGCCCCCCGGGGCUGAGUCCCCCUCUGCUCCGGCUCCAGAGCCCCUGGGAAAGCAGAGGAUGGUGGGUGGGUCUGGAGUCAGGCCGCAGCGAUGGUGCGGGCUUCCUGGGGGCCUCACUUGGGGUGGCCCCAGGGGCCCCCCUGUGGGCUGGGCCUGUGUUUGUGGGGUGGAGACGGGUGUGGGGGUGACCCGUCUUGCAGGGGAGAGGGGCCUGGUGCCACCGCGGGUGUGUGUGUGCCUGUGAGGCGUGUGAGGGUGUGGAUGUGUGUGUGAUGUGAGUGCACGUGGUCAGUGUGUGCGAGCGUGCGUGUGUGCACAUGAGCUUGCGUGACGAGGUGUGAGCGUCUGUGAACGUGUUUUGUGUACACAUGCGUGUGCCCGUGCACAAGUGUGUGUGCGAGCGUGCGUGUGUGGGUGGAGACCAGAGCGGGCAGCUGUCUGCACCCUCAUCCCCAGGGCCCCCCGUACCCCAGAGGAGGGGUCGCUUUCCCAUCUCAGGGGGCCCUGAGGGCACAGUCCUGCCCCGUGGCAGUAGGCGGAGGAGCUGGUGAGGGGGACCCAGGACCCGAGAUUUGGUGCUGAGCCACCUGGGGGCUGCCUGGCUGUGGACGCCCCUCAGGGCCCCCGGCUCAGGAGACAGAUCUGGCCUGCGUGCUCAUUUGCAGUGGCUCGAUCUCCCUAAAAGGAGGGGCCCAGGGCGUCCAGGGGCCACAGAUCUGGGCCUGUGUCUAGGGGCCCCGUGUGGCAGGCAGUCUGGGCCCGGGAAGGGAGGUGCAGGUCACUUGUCAUGAUGUGCUCGGCUGGCACCUUUCAGGAGUGGGGCUCGGGGCGGACGUGACGGAGGCCCCUGGCCUGGCGGGGGGUUCUGGCCAGAGCAGCAGGGUACUUGGGGAAGGGUUUUGACAGAACCUGAGGCCCCCAAGGGGGUCUGCCUGCCCAGUCCACUGGCCCCUGAGAGCUCCUGGUCUGUUCCCCGCAGAAGGGGGUGGCUCUGCCUUAUCCCCCCAGCAGGCAGCAGCCAUCUGGGCCCUAGAGGGCGGAGCAGGACCUGGAUGUGGGUUUCUGGACCGGAGGCUCUGCUGCGGGUGUGGGUGAGCCUGGGCACUUGUGGAUGGCCUGGAGCUGGUCUGGGCAGCCCCUUGGUGAGACCAGCAGAGACCUGUGUCCACUUACAGGGCCACCUGCAGGGCGGAACUGUCACUGAUACAUAGGCUGUCCCGGGCCAGAGGCACUGGCAUCCCCAGACUUCCCCAUCCUGGGGGCUCCCGGAAAAGGCACAGCCGGCCUCGGGGAGGGGGUCCUGGGACAGGAGCCGGUGGCCUAGCAGUGGGCCGGGGAGGCCCCCUGAGGCUGGACAGGAGGGGCCGGCUGUGCCCUGGGGCCCCCUGAGGAGGGUCUGCCCCAUUGCUUCCUCAAUGCCUGCUUCUCCCCAUUGCUGUUUGGUAAUGGACGUCCUAUUUUAAUUCUACUCCAGCUUAACUGAAAGUGAAGGUUCUUCAACGCAAAUGUAUUUAUUUCUCAAGUCAAAAUAAAAACAAAAAUA
Molecule: messenger RNA, 2821 nt
Organism: Dama dama (fallow deer)
Lineage: Eukaryota; Metazoa; Chordata; Mammalia; Artiodactyla; Cervidae
Gene: TMEM179
Product: transmembrane protein 179
Exons: 4
Coding region: 83-784 (233 amino acids)
Source: RefSeq, a predicted model, not a curated record